Molecule: messenger RNA, 2004 nt
Organism: Populus euphratica (Euphrates poplar)
Lineage: Eukaryota; Viridiplantae; Streptophyta; Magnoliopsida; Malpighiales; Salicaceae
Product: probable UDP-3-O-[3-hydroxymyristoyl] N-acetylglucosamine deacetylase 2
Exons: 7
Coding region: 151-1185 (344 amino acids)
Biological process (GO): lipid A biosynthetic process
Molecular function (GO): UDP-3-O-acyl-N-acetylglucosamine deacetylase activity
Source: RefSeq, a predicted model, not a curated record
ACAAGUCAAUAUGCAAUUAUUUUUCUUGCUGUCAAACAAAUUAAACUCAUUUCAAAAUUUGUCCCUCCAGGAUCAGAAAUUCCAAGCCCUAAAAAGUCUUAAAACACUUUCAAACUCUCCGCUCUCUCCCUGGAAAACACAACGGCGUCGAUGGCUAUCUCCGGUGCCCUCAACGCUCUAAAGUCAUCCAAACUCAUCUCCUGGAAACCAUGUGGCAGGGUUCAACAAACACUAAAGAGACGCGUGGAGGCAAGUGGGACGACACUCCACUCGGGAAAAUCUUCAACAGUAAGGCUAUUGCCAGAGCUAGCAGGCAAAGGGCGCUACUUCUAUUUCAACUCCAAAUCAAUUCCAGCAUCCAUCGAUUACGCACAAGAAUCGCCUCUUUGCACAACUCUCUCCAACGACGGUGUUAAAAUUCGAACCGUCGAGCAUUUGCUUUCCGCUCUCGAGGCUAUGAGUGUCGAUAAUUGCCGUAUUGAAAUUACCAAUCUUGACUCUGAUGAUUCCGACUUGGAUUCCGAGGUUCCUGUAUUGGAUGGUUCGGCGAGGGACUGGGUGGAGAGAAUAGAAAAGGAUGGUUUAGUGGCAGCCAAAGAUGAGUGUGGGAAUGACUGUGAGAAACUGGCUCCCUAUUUGAACGAGCCCAUCCAUGUAUCGAAGAAUGAUUCGUUUGUGGCAGCGUUUCCAUCACCGAAAGUUCGAGUUAGUUAUGGGAUUGAUUUUCCUCAGGUUGCCAUUGGCUCCCAGUGGUUUUCCUUAGCUCCUCUGGAGGAUUCUCUUUAUGCCAAAGAAAUAGCUCCAUCAAGGACUUUUUGCAUAUAUGAGGAGGUAGAGCAUAUGCGCAAGGCAGGACUUAUUAAAGGGGGCUCACUAGACAAUGCCAUUGUUUGUAGUGCCAGCAAAGGUUGGUUGAAUCCACCACUGCGUUUCUCUGAUGAACCAUGUCGUCACAAGAUCUUGGAUCUUGUUGGUGACCUUUCCCUGUUUGCACGGUUUGGUAAUCAAGGACUCCCAGUGGCACACAUAGUUGUUUACAAGGUAAUUUAUGAUUUGUGGGCAUGGACACAAAUGUUGCAUCUUUGUUUGAUGCACAAAUUUACAUGUAUAUCCUUCUUUGUGCAUGGAUGUAUGUAUUUAUAUGCAUAUAUCUACACUAGACUUAAACUUGUAGAGCUAACUUAGAUCGGCAGCCUGACAAAUCCUUCCUGUUCUUCAAGUAACUUGUGCAAUUGGUUCUCACUUAUUUUAUCCAGGAGCAUGUCAUGGUAAUAUGGCUCCUGUUUUCCCCUUUUGUUGUUGAAAUAUAUACCUGCAAUACUUUAAUUUAAGUCUACAUUUCAUUUUCAAAAGACCUUUCACUUUUAAUAAAUAAAUUCUUUUACCAGCACCGCUAUUAGUUUUUCUAAUUUUAUUGCUAAUUAUUGUCUUCUAAACUACAUAGAAAGUUUGCAUUGUGGGAACUCUUGAUCAAAUAUAAAGUUCAUGCUUGAUUAUGUUUAAGGAUGAGACUUUCAUCCUUGGCAUAAAGAAAUUCAUGCUUCUGAUGCUUCUUUAGUUUAUUGAAGCCAUGAUUGUGCUAGUAGCUCUUGUACUUUGCUCCCCUAGUUGAACGUGAACAACCAACUAGGGGAGCGAUGCCAUUUUUGCAUCCAUCAUAAAUUUGUCAGGGAGAUUUUUGUUGCCUGGUGAAUUUUAUAUGUGAUUUUACGACUUCUGAUUUAAAUGCUAGCAGUUUAACAGUUCUUUACGAGUUUAUGUUGUGGCUGCAUCAUGUGAAAGCUCAUAGGAAAAGAUAAUCAGCAUUGUUUGUAUUUAUUUUCACCUUAGUUGUAUUAUUCACUCUAAAUGUAAUCUAACAACGGGAGAGAUUUUUAUCUAGUUUCUGUCUGAAAUAUGCAAUUGAUGCAGGGCGGCCAUACACUUCAUACCAAUUUUGUACGCCAUCUCAACGAUUUAUUUAAGAGCUGACUUUUCCGCGGGUGGAAAGCCAGGACAUCAAUU